Messenger RNA from Camelina sativa (false flax), 1029 nucleotides. Its product is annotated as F-box protein At4g00893-like. NCBI's taxonomy places the organism in Eukaryota, Viridiplantae, Streptophyta, Magnoliopsida, Brassicales, Brassicaceae. Gene Ontology annotation, molecular function: protein binding. The record is from RefSeq and is a predicted model, not a curated record.
GACCUUCCAUUAGACGCCCUAGGUGUAAUAAUGUCUCGUCUUAUCUUAAAAGAUAACAUCCAUGCAUCAGCCACUUGUACGUCAUGGUGUAAAGCUGCUGUAUCUGUUCGGGUAGUGGAAAAGUAUCCUUGGCUUAUGUUCUUUCCUAAAGGUGACAACUCGGUUGAACUCCUCGAUCCAUUACAGCGGAAGCUGUACAUUUUGAAUCUGCCAGAGUUACCUAAAUCCACUGUGUGUUACUCAAGAGAUGGCUGGUUACUUAUGGGUAAAGCAAAAUCGAUAGACAUGUUCUUCUUCAAUCCGUAUUCUCGGGAGCUAAUAACCUUGCCAGAGUGUUGGUAUGCUUUUGAUGAGUUUGCGUUCUCUUGUCCUCCUACAUCAGAUAAUUGUGUGGUUGUGGGGAUAAGGUUCUUAGCAGAGUUUGUCGUGAUCAGCACUUGUCAUCCAGGAGCUACCGAGUGGAAAACUGAUACCGUCCCUUGUUAUCUAAGACCGUUUUAUAAUCAGAGUAACAUUGUCUACUGCAAAGAUCGAUUCUAUUGCUUCAACGCACGAGGAACUUUGUUUAGCUUUCACCCAUCUUCCCGUACAUGGAGUUAUACGGGUGCAGAUCAAAUCAAAUGCCCGUAUCUCUACGAUAGAGAGAAAUAUGGAUGGAGUGAGAAAGGAGUUUCCUUGGUAGAGAAGAAAGGAGAGCUUUUUGUCCUGUUUACAAGCAGGAACGAGAAGCCACUAGUUUACAAGCUAGUGUCUGGGAAGUGGGAGGAGAUGAUUCCGACUGCACUUGAUAGCUUGAACAUCUUUGUGAGUUAUUAUAACAGUGAGCUGAGAACUAAGCUCCCAUGGAUGAAGAACGAUGUCUACUUCUCAAGGUUUAGUUACAGGCGCCAACGUUGUGUGUCGUAUUCCUUCGAUGAAAGCAGGUACAAUCCGGACGAGGAAUGGCAGAGGUGGAGAGAACUAUGUCCUCCUCAAAGCCUAUGGAUCGAUUCGCCUCCUCAGAAUGUGUUAGACCUUUUGAUGAAAUAG